This is a messenger RNA of Rotaria sp. Silwood1, 1623 nucleotides long. NCBI's taxonomy places the organism in Eukaryota, Metazoa, Rotifera, Eurotatoria, Philodinida, Philodinidae. The record is from the annotation of a GenBank genome assembly.
AUGAAUCGGUCAUGUGUUCAAUUAAAGGAUUUACCUGAUGAACUUCUUAUAUUUAUUUUCAAACAAAUGAAUAAUGUUGAAGUUCUUUAUUCUUUAGUCGGUAUCAAUGAACGAUUGGAUUUAAUUCUACAAGAUCCAAUAUUUACAAAUCGUUUGAAUUUCUUGAAAAGGUCUUCAAAGAAAUUUCUCAACAUAUUUUCUCUUGAUAUUAUAUUUGAUCGAUUUUGUUUACAAAUUUUACCAGCAGUUCGUGAGAAAAUCCAAUGGCUUGAUGCUGAAUCAUCAUCUAUGAAACAAAUUCUAUGUGCUGCUGAUUAUCCUAAUAUACAUGGGCUGGGCCUAUUCAAUAUCGAAGAAGAAACAAUUAAAAGUCUUUUCACUGAUGUAAAUCUUUCAUCUGGUCUUUUUAAAAAUCAAAUUACCAAACUUCUAAUUACAAUUGACACUGAUCAGAAUCAGAAACAUCAUUCAACAAUGCAAUACAUAAGCAAUCAUAUUUUUAGUGUCUUUAAGAAGUUAACUCAUUUAAUAUUUUCUGAAUCAUCAUAUCAAAAUGUCGUUCCAUUACCAUUUUAUCCACCGAUUAAUUUUUGUUCUUCAACUCUUUUGGUAUUGAAUAUUAAGAUUGAUUGUUUUGAUACAUGUUUAUAUCUUCUUGAUGGUCGUUUCAAUCAACUUCACACACUCAUUGUGGAGUCAGCCAACAUUUGGACAUCGGAAAAAAUUGAAAAUCAAGGAGAUAUACCAAGUCUAAAGUGUUUUUCCUUGUCUUGUGUUUGGGAAAUAGACUGUUAUGAUAAAUUGAUUCUCCCAUUUCUUUAUCGAAUGUCAAAUUUAGAAACACUCAAUUUAUCUCUUUCGAUUUUAGUUAAAGAAACAUUCAUUGAUGGACAUAAUUUGAAGAAUAAAAUUGUUAAUCAUAUGUCACGAUUAAAUAAAUUCACAUGUAAUAUUCGUUCGAUUAUGAGAAUUAAUAAUCAAAUAAUUUUACCAUCGAAAGAAGAUAUUCAAAACACGUUCAAAGAUUUUCAAUAUAAACAAAUGAUAUGUUAUAUGGAUCAUUUUCUAGGUAGAGAAGAAUGUCAAUGUCAUGUAUAUACAUAUCCAUCUCAAAUGUCAUAUUAUCAAUAUUUAUCAAAUCAAUUUCCAGGUGGACAUUAUCCAUAUGUUCGUGUUAUAUCAUUAUAUGAUGAAUAUCCUUUUGAACAUGAAUUUUUUCUUCAAAUAGCUCAAUCAUUUCCAUUUACAGAAAAAUUAGUUUUAAUUAAUCGCAAACCACAACAAUGCAAACAAUCUUAUGAAUUAACGAAUGAUAAUUGUCACUUAUCAAUCGUUGAAUAUUCUCAUCUUAUUGAACUUGACAUUGAACGGGUUCAUGAUGAUUAUGUGGAAGAAUUUCUAAGUGAUAGAAGAACAUAUUUUCGAAAGAAUAUUCGUCUUCUUAUUAAUGGUAAAGCUUUGCUAAGAGUAACAAAACAUUUUACAAGAAAAGAUACUCGAAUGAAUUGUAUCAAAGUAGACGAUUUAUUACCGUGGAAUGAAUGGAGAUCUUCGAAAUCUUUUCAAGAAUAUUUUCCUUCGAUAAUAAAAGAAAGUGAUUAUAUUUGUCCAUUUUUUACGUAA